Bufo gargarizans (Asiatic toad) is the source of this 1892-nucleotide messenger RNA. It is a transcript of the gene PUSL1, whose product is annotated as pseudouridine synthase like 1. Gene Ontology annotation, biological process: tRNA pseudouridine synthesis. Lineage: Eukaryota; Metazoa; Chordata; Amphibia; Anura; Bufonidae. The record is from RefSeq and is a predicted model, not a curated record. The transcript is spliced from 8 exons. The coding region runs from base 54 to 950 and encodes 298 amino acids. Gene Ontology annotation, molecular function: pseudouridine synthase activity; RNA binding.
CUCGUCCUUGUGUUUCUCCUGAAGUUGUCAGUGGCUGAGCGCUGAUCUCCAGAAUGGGUUCUAGCAGAGCUCGGUAUCUGAUAUUCUUCCAGUAUUGUGGAACCAAGUAUAGCGGAGUCGUCAGGGUCCCAGAAACUCAAGCAGUUUUAGGAGUGGAAAAUUAUUUGGAGAUGGCAGCACAGAAGCUCAGGCCAGUUGGAAAAGUGACUUUCUCAAUCUCCAGCCGUACAGACUCAGGAGUCCAUGCAAUCUGUAAUUCUGCGCAUGUGGACAUUGAAAGGACCCCAGAUAAAUCUCCAUUCUCUGAAGACAUAUUAGUAAAAGCUUUGAAUUUCCAUCUACACCCUGAGCCCAUCAGCAUACUGAAGGCCAUACGUGUAAGCAACGACUUCCAUGCUCGUUUCAAGGCGAUCUCCAGGACUUAUUUUUACAGAGUAGUCACCGGAUGUAAACACACAGAUUUACCGGUAUUUGAACGGAAUCGAUGCUGGGCAGCAAGUGAGAGGUAUCUUGACGAUUCACGGAUUCAGGAAGCAGCACAGUUAUUUGUCGGGACGCAUGAUUUCAGUGGCUUCAGGUCCACAAGUAAGAAUACACCAUUUGAGUCUCCAGUCAAGACUUUGCUGCAGGCGUCUGUAGUCCCAUCCACCAGCCUUUUACCAAAUCACUUACAAAACAGCAAUCUUCAGUACUGGGAUUUUACCUUCAAAGGUAAAUCUUUUACUUACAACCAGGUGAGGAGGAUGACCGGUGCUCUGGUCGCAGUAGGUUUGGGGCAUCUCACACCACAACAAAUUAAACUUCACCUGGAAGAACGUAAACCACCAGUGUUCCCGGGAUAUAUUGUUGCGCCACCUUCAGGACUUUUCCUGAGAGAAGUUGAAUAUGAUGAGGAAGACUUAAAAAGCUACAAGCCCGAGCCGAGAAGACGCUCUCCAGGAGAUACGUGACUGGAACACCUCCGGAAAUCUGAUUUCUACUUUUUUUUAUAUAACAUAAUUCUCUGAAUAUGGAUGAAUUUUGUAUUUUCACAUUAUACAGUGCUUGUAUCCAGGAGUCCUGACCACCAUGUGGUCCAGCAGUGGUGGUCGUGCUUGCACACUAUAAGAAAAACGUACUGUACAUGAUAAAUGCAAUAUGCUGAAGUGAGACUACCCCUUUAAUGCUCUAUCCUAAGGAUGGGUCAUCAACGGUUGGUCUUGGAAACGUAGCAAACUUUAACUUGACACUUAAAAGUAUUGUCCCAUCUGGGACAUUUAUGGCAUAUCGAUAGGAUGUGCCAUAAAUGUCUGAUGUUGUGGGUCCCAUCUCAUGACGGGUGCACUGGGCUAGUUUCCAAAUUCCCAUAGCAGUAAAUGGAAAGCAAGCCGCUCCAUUCACCACUAUGGCACUCUAUUGCUAUUUUGGUAAGUCCCAUAGUGGUGAAUAGAGGGAUGGUUCACUUAGGUGCCCUGUUCUUGAGAUAGGCAUGGGUCACAGAGGUAGGACUUGCCCCUCUGGCACAAUUGUUCCAUAUCCUAUCAAUACGUCAUAAAUGUUCCAGAUGGGGGAUACACCUUUGACAUCUUAAAUACACUGUUGCAGCAAAUUUUAAAUUGACGCUUAAUACAACAAAAGCCAUCGAUAGGGUCAAGUUGUGUUAAAGGGGUUUUUCAAAGUCAUAUUUAUUAUGAGACAACUACAAAGACAUGGGUAAUAUAAUAAUAAUAAAAAAAUAGUUUACCUUCCCACUCCCCUGCGAUCCAGCGCUGCCCCGCUACCUUCCCACUCCCCUGCGAUGCAGCGCUGCCCCGCUACCUUCCCACUCCCCUGCGAUGCAGCGCUGCCCCGCUACCUUCCCACUCCCCUGCGAUGCAGCGCUGCCCCGCUACCUUCCCACUCCCCUGCGAUCC